UUUGUAUUUGUUGCAGUUGCCAACCUGACUGUGGUGACAAGUGAUCCCUGCAGCCCUGCUGGAAAGUCCAUUCAUGCUACCAGUGGUCACAUUUCAAGCCCCAAUUUUCCCAACAACUAUAACGCAAACAGGAUUUGUACCUGGAAUAUCACAGUACCCGGUGGAAAAACCAUCAAACUGACCUUCUUGAACUUUACCCUGGUAGCAGGUGAAAACGAUGACUGUGCUGGAGCGGCAGCAGACAGUGCCCGAGUCUUUAUCACAAACGUUGCCUCUCAUGGAGGAAAACCCAAUGACUUUAAGAUCUGUGGUCAAAAGCUUCCCCCUCCUGUGUACUCCGAGGGACAUUUCAUUCAAGUGAGAUUUGAGUCUCGCACCGGCCUUGUAAACAAAGGGUUCAAUGCAAUCUUUCAGGCGAUAGAUGGAGAUUCAGUGUGCCCAACAGAUAUGAUCCUCGAUGAAACUUCAGGUUCCUUCUCCUCUCCUUAUAAUCCAAGAAACUAUCCAUUCAACCAGACAUGUAGCUGGAAGAUUAUAGGGAAACAAGGAUACCGUGUUGAGCUCACAAUACCAGACUAUAAUCUUGAACGUUGUGAUGGCGCUGCUUGCUCGUGUGACUACAUGGAAGUUCAGAGUAGCUUCAGUGACCAAGUGCUGCCUAGAAAACUAUGUGGUACACCAAUGGUUAUUCCUGUAAAAUUUUAUUCCCUGCACGAAAGCUUGAGGGUGCUGUUUGUGUCCGAUGAUACAAAGAUGGAUUAUGACGGAUUUGGGGCAGCUUACAAGCUGUUGAACUACAGUCCUCCAAGUAAGUAGAGACAACAACGUCAUGAGAUCUCAGAGUUCGCCGAGAGAAUAUGUUACAUGCAAUAAACUCACCCAUA
Messenger RNA from Pocillopora damicornis (cauliflower coral), 884 nucleotides. RefSeq names its product CUB domain-containing protein 2. Lineage: Eukaryota; Metazoa; Cnidaria; Anthozoa; Scleractinia; Pocilloporidae. The record is from RefSeq and is a predicted model, not a curated record.